This is a messenger RNA of Bradysia coprophila, 3484 nucleotides long. It is a transcript of the gene Schip1, whose product is annotated as Schwannomin interacting protein 1. Lineage: Eukaryota; Metazoa; Arthropoda; Insecta; Diptera; Sciaridae. The record is from RefSeq and is a predicted model, not a curated record. Gene Ontology annotation, cellular component: plasma membrane; cell junction. Gene Ontology annotation, biological process: positive regulation of hippo signaling.
UAAGUCUUCGGAAAGUUUCGAGCCAAACUUUAAAUCAGUUUUGAAAGUACCAAGAACACACCACUCUCUCUGUAUGUGAUUUUUUUUGGUGUGUAUCUAGAUCCUUCUCAUGGUUAAAAUGGUUUUUUAAUUGCAUUUACUGUGGCGUAUAAUGAUGACAUUGAAUCGAAAUUGAUUUUGAAUAUAUUUUGAUGAUUAUAUCCGAAACGUGCUGCAGUGGCUAGAGUUUAAAUUUCAGAUAACGAGUUCUCUUUUAUUGGAUAUAUUAUUCGAAUAUUACAUACGUUCGUUCACGGGCUCAUUCCCAUUAAGGACAUAAAUAUAACACAAAAACGGCAAAAUGCGCUUUCUUCAGCCGAUUGGCAUCUUGCAUAACAAUAACGACAAUCCGAACAAAAGACAUUCAACAUAUGCCACCACAAAUGGUAACAGCCAGCAAAUAGUGACGAUCAUUCAACCACACAACAAUUUGUCGACGCAAAAUGAAACAACCACUUCAUACAUUGAUGAUGACCAUCCGAACGUAACGAUACGGAAUAAUAGCGUCACAUUUACGAAAAACCAUUUCAAUCAAAAUAAUCGACAAAAGUAUAAAGUUCUGACCAACAACGGUCAUUAUGUUAAUGAAGUGGACAAUUUGAUUCGAGAAACUACACAGACAAACAACGGAUUCAAUGGCAAUGAUGUGUCGCUGUUCGACGGUAAUAUUACGUACCAGAGUCAACGCGAUAAUAUAAAUGAGCAUUCACAAAUAAUAAAUAACGCAAAUCAAACGUACAACAGCCAUCAUCACAACGCCAUUACCAACAAUAUCGUUCGUCGUGAAAAUUUAACCAAACUGGAUUUAGACACAAAUAUACAACAUCACGUCAUUACGAGAGUUGGAGAUUGUGGUUCAUCCAUAUGUUCCGAAUCCAGCCCAGAUGACAGUUUUAUGGAUGAUGAAGAUGUGCGCUCGGUAUCAUCAUCCUAUUGUCCGUCGCUUGCAUCGCCUGAACCGGAAGUGAAAUAUCCCCGUGGUAUCAUCAAUCCGAAUUAUCCGGGCUUUCAACAUCUUGCGCACACACUGGCGGAACAUUUUGUCGAUCAUCAAUUUGAACAAUCGGACAGUGAUGUAUCGGAAUUCGAAGUUGAACUGAAAACUUCAACCGAUUCGGACAAUGGCAACAACAACAACAAUGAUUCGGAAUUAGAUAAAAUCGAAGAAAUACUCAAAGGGGUGUUCAAAUCGAAAGAAUCGCCAUCGGUUGAAUCCAAUGGAAGAUUUGAUAGUGGCGUGUUCUGUCAUAAUGAUCUGCGUGAAAUGAAUGACCAGUGUGAUGUGAUUAACUUUACCAAUGACAUCCCAUCGAUGAAGGAAGACGUGCAAGUGAGAACAUCCGGCGAUCCGAAGCGAAUGUAUAGAACGCCGGACAUACUGAUCAAAAGUAAUUCGUGUGAAGAGCAUAUCGAUUUUACGACGGAAAUAAAUGAGAGGCCGGACAUUUUAAAGAAUGUGUUUGCUAGUGAUGCUAGUGAUGGUGAUCAAAUGGUAGCGAAUGAAAAAUGUGAUGAAAUCCAUGACCAGAUUGAUAAAUGUGAGCAAGGUCAAUGGAGUAUAACUCCGAUCGAUAUAGUGGGCAAUUUCGAACAGGAAGUGGAACGAGAAUUCGGAUUGAUUGUGUCGGGGUACAAGAGUUCGUCGUCGGAUGAUGAAAUGUGUGUUUCUGUGAAAAGUCAAGUGGAUGAAAUCAGUCGAGACAAAGCCAGCAGCAUGCACGAGAAGAUGACUGAUGCCGUUCUCUCGAAUGCCAAAGAAACAAUUAAUACAACCAUCGGCGAGUGCGCACACGACCAAUUAAAAUUAAAUUCAGAAAAUUGUAGUGCAAAAGAUGUUGCUGACGCACAUCCACAUGAGAAAAUAUCGUGCGCUGAACGGCAACGCAUUGUGAUCAAAUCGUCAACACAUUCCAUUCCAACCGCAAUUGUUAAGCCCAAAUAUCAACGGACAUCGUACGACGAUCGACAAUUGCCAGCGGUGGUUAGCAUUGACCGUGAAAAGCCGUGGUACGACAAUUGCAAUGUGAACAAUAAUGUGACUUUGACACCGAACCGGAAAAUCCAACAAUUGCCGCAUUUCGAACGUAAGCAUAAAAAGCAUCGAACCGGUCAUCGAACGAACGGUGGUUUGGUUAGUGAUAAGGAGAAAUUCAAUUCGAUAAUGUUAUGCGAAAAGGACAUGGAUAGUGCCAGUGUGGCCGUGGUGCCGCCACGUAAAAAGGACAAAAUUGAACAAGUUGAUGUGUAUGGAAACGGUGAUAAGGGGAUCAAAUGUUCGACAAUGCAAAAGAACCAUUCUAAUAUGAGCAAUAACAAUAAUAGCAUCAAUUGUUCGAAUAAUAACAAUAAUAAUGUUGUGUAUCGGAAGGGUAACACGGAUGGUGUGGUCAAGGAUAAUAGUGCUAAAGAAUCCCUAGCAAGCUUUGAUGUAUACAAUAUUGAAACAGCGCUACCAGUUAUUGAUUUGGAAGCUAUUGAAAAUCAUUUGAAAGCAGCUAAAGAAGAGGAGCGAAGGAAACGAAAUGACCGAGAAGAAAUUCGACGACGUCUUGCUAUGGGAUCGGAUUACGAUUAUUUUGGUCGAACACAUUCGGACAGACCUACGCGGAAGCCAAGUCUACAUUCUAGAUUACAAGGAGGAAUGAAUCUUCAAAUAUGUUUUAUGAACGAGACAGCGUCGGAUAAUGAGAGUCCCAGUUCUGACAGUGAAUCCUGUCCGAAACUGUCGAAAUCAUUCACAUUCUCCAAUAAUUCCACCACUGGAAAUACGUAUUCUAGAUACAACAGUACCGAUUCCCAUCCAUACAACACAAGACCGUUGUCGGUGCGCAAAAGUAGUUCCACAGAAAAAGCGUCUCGUCCAUCAAGUCUACCGAUUGGACCGAAAAUCGGUGACGACAGCUCCAAAGAUGUGGAUUUUUUCACCAAACAAGCUCGUUUACAAAUCGAAGCUCGUAUGGCAUUGGCACAAGCAAAAGAUAUGGCACACAUGCAAAUGGAGAUUGAUCGUCAGAAACAAAAGCAAUCUCCCAUAACCGAGAUAAUUCGCAAUUCGUUGGAAAAGGUUGGCAUCACAUUUCCGGAAGAGAAACGACGUGUGUCCCGGCUAAUGUUGACCGACAUGAAUAUAGCUCAACUGCAAGUAAUCGUAAACGAAUUUCACACCCAAAUCGAGAGGUUGAACGAAAAUCUGGUACAAUUUCUGAUGGAACGGGACGAUUUGCAUAUGAGCCAGGAUUCGAUGUUGGUGGAUAUCGAAGAUUUGACGCGUUACUUAUUAGCCAAAGAGCAAACAACUGACAAACAGAAUAACCAACCUGCCAUAUUAACCACACCUACUCAAGAGAUCGUCACUAAGGAUCACAUAGUUAAAACAACCAAUCGACCACAGACGCAAAGUAAACUUUUAAGGAUAACUAAUCUAGUCAAAAAGUAAAAAUUUUCG